GGGCUGGCGGGGGAAGACAGUAGCGCUCACCACCCGACAGCCCGGCAUCAGAACCCAGUAGUGCGCUUGCUGCUGGGAGAUCGGCGCUUUGCAAUAACAUAAAGGCUUAACCGAAGGAUCACUACAUUCCUCCUGUGGACUUGUACUUAUAAUAAUAGUGAUGGCAGUUACUCAGGCUGGCUCUGACUUGACAUACUGCAAGAUGCGGGGGAUCGUGUCCGUUCUUACCGCUUUUAUUAAAGAAAGGAAGAUGGGUUUAAACGACUUCAUCCAGAAGCUUGUUUCUAGCCCUCCCAUUUGUCAACAUGCCGAGGUUGGGUCGUUCUUAAAAAUUGACGAGAACCAGAAUGAGGAGCUGGAGGAGAAUCUCCUGUGUUUGACCAAUCCCAGGAGCUCUUUGGCUGAGGAGACUCAGAUCAAACCUUCAGAUUUUGACUACUUAAACAUUAUUGGGAAGGGGAGCUUUGGAAAGGUUCUGCUUGCAAGGUACAAGGAAAACGAACAAUACUAUGCUGUGAAGGUGCUGCAGAAGAAAAUCAUUCUGAAAAAGAAAGAGCAAAAGCAUAUCAUGGCGGAAAGGAGUGUAUUAAUGAAAAAUAUCAAACAUCCGUUCCUGGUGGGGCUGCAUUACUCUUUCCAAACCACAGACAAACUGUAUUUCGUCCUAGACUACGUCAAUGGAGGCGAGCUGUUCUACCACCUCCAGCGUGAACGGGUGUUUCUGGAGCCCAGGGCGAGGUUUUAUGCUGCUGAAAUCGCUAGUGCACUCGGUUACCUCCACUCACUGCACAUAGUUUACAGAGACUUAAAGCCAGAGAACAUCCUCCUGGACUCUCAGGGCCACAUUGUGUUGACAGAUUUUGGUCUAUGCAAAGAGGGACUGGAAGCCAAUGGCACAACCACAACGUUCUGUGGAACUCCUGAGUACUUGGCUCCUGAGGUGCUUCAGAAACAGGCAUAUGAUCGUACAGUAGACUGGUGGUGCCUGGGAUCAGUGCUGUUUGAGAUGCUGUAUGGACUGCCUCCAUUCUACAGUCGCAACACAGCCGAGAUGUACAACAACAUCCUUCACAAGCCUCUAAUCCUGAAGCCUAACGUGUCCAAUGCUGGCCGUGACCUGCUGGAGGGUUUGCUGCACAAGGACCGUACCAAGAGACUGGGGUCCAAAGAUGAUUUUCUGGAAAUGAAGUUCCACAGCUUCUUCUCUCCCAUCAACUGGGACGACCUUAUGGCCAAAAAGUGUGUGCCUCCUUUCAUUCCUACAGUGUCUGGUCCCACUGACCUCCGUCACUUUGACCCAGAGUUCACCCACUUACCCGUCUCGACCUCCCUAUGCAACACUGAUAACCUGCACGUGACCAGCAGCGUACGGGAGGCUGCCGGAGCAUUCCCAGGCUUUUCUUAUGGUCCCCCAGUUGGCCAUGCCUUCCAGUAACGGCUUCCAUGACCCUCCAAAACGUCCAUUCCAGCAUCACUAGAUGCAUCACGAAGAAGGACCACAGUGUGGGACACUUAGCUCUUCUGGUUUAUUUGCAUGCACGACCUGGCAGCACAAGGGACACUUGUGCAUGACCAAGAGGAAUGGGGGACAUUGUAGGACACAAACUACAGUAACAACAACGUCCAAAAAAGAUGCAAUGUGUGCCAAUGGAUGCAGAGAGGACCUGAGCUCAGAAAGAGAGAGAGCUUAGAAGUGCCUGAGAGUUGAACUGAUGAUCUGUGGAAGAAAAGGCAAAUUUAUACAACAAACUAUGGCUUGCCAGAGAUGAUGGUACCAGCUACUAGGCGAAACGCCUUUUGUGAUCUUUUACAUUUGAUCAAAAUGUCUUUGGAUGAUGUUUUAUUUAAUUGUAUUUUUCAUGCAUCAUUGCACAGUGGAGGUAAAGUAUCAAGAAUAGUACAAAAUACACGGAUGGUCCGUAAAAAGGAGUGAUUAUAUCAACCCCUAUCAAUACAAGAGGAUACACAGACUGUCCGACUCGAAUAUCAAUACAUGUUUAAUGAAUGCAUUUAUUAUCUUCUUCCUAUUGACAAAUGUUAAUUUAAUAACUGCAUUAUUGAUCAUACUGCAUUAUAUUAGUGUGGUUUAGCUUAGCUCUUCAGUCCUACUCAAAACUUCCCAAGCCAUGUUUAGGUUUAUAUUAGAAGGAAAAUGAGUUCUGCAAGCUUUCAGCUGUGAUUAUUUGUCUGAAUGAGUAGAAGACAUCCUGUGUUCCUCCUAAAAUUAAUAUUUUGUCUUACAAGUACUUUCUUUCCUUUUUUUCUCCAAUGCCAGCACUUUUACACAAAAUGCCAGACACUGUGUUUCCUGGAAAGGCAAUUUUAGUAGCCGCACAUCACAUUCUGUUAUCAUUCAUUUAGUGAGAUGGAUGUAUGUUUUAUACAUCCAUUUAUCAUCGUUAUCUGAAGCGAUUGCUGUCCAUUGCAAACACAGCAUGUCGAUUAGAUUGUAUUGAAACUUUUGCAUCAUGCACAGAAGUUUUGUAGUAGCCCAGAAGGAACUGUCUUUUCUGUUCAAAAUGUGCCUGUACGGCUAAUUUAUGUACAUUGUGGUACAUUUCCAUGUGUGUCUAUCAUUCCUGUCUGCAUCACUCUGGGUUGGACAGGGUCAUGGAAUGCUGUGCAAUAGAAAUGGUGACUUGAUAGAGAUGCAAACAAUUUGACAUGAGUGGUAUCAACUUAAUGAAGGAGAGGGGUUUGGAUGCCCUCAUGAUACGCAUCCAUGUUUUAAUUGUAAUAUAUUUCAUAUCAUUGGACCAAUAAUGCGCUAUAUGUUGUUAUUUAGAUAACUGCAAACAUGGCAAUAUGGAUAAAGUUUAUUUUCUUCCAUUUUUGGAAGUUAUUCAUAUAUUGUUUUCUAUUUUUCCAUGUAUAUUUAUUUACAUGUCUAAUGAUCAGAGUAUUAAAUUCUUAGAAUAAUGAAAUAUUGAGAAUGAUCUAUAUGAAUGCAAAAUAAAUAU
Messenger RNA from Sinocyclocheilus anshuiensis, 2960 nucleotides. Its product is annotated as serine/threonine-protein kinase Sgk1-like. Bases 161 to 1435 code for a protein of 424 amino acids. Lineage: Eukaryota; Metazoa; Chordata; Actinopteri; Cypriniformes; Cyprinidae. Gene Ontology annotation, biological process: protein phosphorylation. The record is from RefSeq and is a predicted model, not a curated record. Gene Ontology annotation, molecular function: ATP binding; protein serine/threonine kinase activity; phosphatidylinositol binding. The transcript is spliced from 12 exons.